Durusdinium trenchii is the source of this 636-nucleotide messenger RNA. Lineage: Eukaryota; Dinophyceae; Suessiales; Symbiodiniaceae. The record is from the annotation of a GenBank genome assembly.
AUGCUGAGUUGGGAGUUGCUCCUUUGGUGGAUAUGGGGCCCUUACUUGGCAAGCGUAAGAAGGACCAGAACGACAAGGCGCCUCCCAAAGCAAAUGGUGACAGAGAUACUUUGCCCCUGUUUCUGCUUCCAGCCACCAAAGAAACUUUAAGGAGCACAGCCUCUUCGCUGGCUUUUGUCGCAAGCUUGUCAGACGUGGCGAGCUUGGAGGCUGUGGAGCAGGAGCUGGGCAGGACCUGGCUGGGACAGGCUUUGCAUCUGGGCUAUUGUUUUCUCAUCAAGAAUGAAGUUUGGCUCUCCCUGGGAUUCUGUCAAUUCGCUGCUCUAAUGUGGAAAUUGGAGGCGGUGCAAGUGGCUGAGGGUUGGGAGCAGGUGUUCUUUUGCGAGAGCGGCGCGUUCGGGGACUCGGAGCUGCGCUGGUUUACAGUAUGUGAGCUUCGUGAAGGAAGGGGCCUCAGCUGGCGCAUUGUCGCCUCCUACACCUUGGAAGAGUUUGCUGUGCGGGCGCGGCUGCCGUUGAAAGCAGAAUUUUGGGCGGCAGUUUGUCAGGCAGUGGGUGUGGCUGUUCCUCAUGCGGGCGUGCGCGCAGAAGAUGGUGUCCCCUUUGCCCGAGCGCUUGUGCAACAUUUCGAGCCAG